AUGACAUCUUCAUUUAGAUGUCCGUAUUUGGAAGCGAAGGUCUGCGUUCAUUAUGAGAAAAUUUGCGACGGCAUCGAUGACUGUGGAGACGGCAGCGACGAGGUGAGCUGUAGCAAUGACAUCGAGGAAGAGGCAGAAAAAGCGCAGCCAGUUGGCGAACCAGCAGGGGUCGGGACACCAGGCUGUGAGCCGAACCAGUAUCAGUGCCAGGAUGGAAAAUGCAUUCCUGGAAGCGAUAAAUGCAAUCACAGAUACGACUGCGAUGAUGGUUCGGACGAAACUGUUUGUGGUCACCCGGUGCGCAUCGCCAGCGAUGUUGGGUUGUACCCUUGUUAG
This is a messenger RNA of Gongylonema pulchrum, 336 nucleotides long. The record is from the annotation of a GenBank genome assembly. Lineage: Eukaryota; Metazoa; Nematoda; Chromadorea; Rhabditida; Gongylonematidae.